Molecule: messenger RNA, 5457 nt
Organism: Prorocentrum cordatum
Lineage: Eukaryota; Dinophyceae; Prorocentrales; Prorocentraceae
Source: the annotation of a GenBank genome assembly
AUGGGGGAGUUCACGCUCUACAACGCGUGUUUCUUCUUGUACGUCUUCAUUGUGCCAGCGUUUCUGCAGUACCUGAUACGCGCGCCCUCGACCUUCAGUUCGGCGCCAUUCUACCCGGUCCCGCUAUCCACGCUGCAGGGGAAGGUGGCGCACGUGAACAUGAGCAAUCCUCCGCAGACGAUGGAGGAGGGGGUCAACCACUGCAAGCCCUGCUACGAGGACCAGUACCACAAGACGGGCAUGUACCAGUGGGACAUAAUGCUCAGGAUGUCCUACAACGACCUGAUGGUCCAGGACAAGGAGCACCCGGUGACCACUAUGUAUCCAGUCAUUCUCGCGUCGAACGACUUCAAGAGAUGGCAUGUGGUUGCAGAUGCGGACGACGUGCAGGGAGAUAGCAAUUCCAACGCCACCACCAUGCAGGAGCUAGCGCACCUCGCCCCACCGCUGCUCGUGGCCAACCUGAAGCCGUUCGGUUGCGUGAACAACGAGACCGGCACCACAGACCCGUUCAUGUGGUUCUUCGCUUCUGCUGAGAAGGCAAACCGGUACAAGUGGAGGCUCGUCGACCACAUCUCGACUCACGGCUCCGUCAACCUCGUUGCCUGCGUGAUGCAGGGGUUCGACAAGGUGAACGCGUUGAUCACCUACUACGCCCAGAAUUGCAUCACCGCCUCGGGCAAGAUGCAGUGCGUGCGGACUCCCCGGGAGGCGCUGGGGCAGUGCUACGCGCUCGGCUCCGCGUGCGGUCAGGCCUGCGGCUUCUUCUCCCCGAACCUCCAGCACUGCAACGAGGGCCACAUCGACCCGUACUUUUUCCAGGGCCUCACGUCCAAGAGGGUGAGCAUCAAGACGGCAUCGGGUGGAGGCGCCUCGAACGCGCUGGUGAAUUGCAACGAGGACGGCUGCAAAUCGGGCCUCAGCUUCGAGGGCAUGUACGCGGAGGCUGACAACCCCAACGACUUCGUGAUCGAGUCUGGGGACCAGGAACUGGCGGACUUCUACACGCUCCUGUUCGCCAUGUCCGAUGUCGAAGCCGAAGCCGAAGCCGCAAAGCCUGGUGAUGCGGCGGAGGAUGCGGAGGAGGACGCCCCGGCGGACGAAGACGGCCUGGACGAGAUGGUCGACAGGAGGCUCCAGGCCGCCAACAGCAAGUACCUCUGGCAGAUCGCGCACGUGCCCAAUCUGACGAUGGGCGUCUUCAAAGACCACAGCUCGAACACCAUGCGUAUCGAGCCCACGAGGGAGUCCUGCUUCACGCAGCCGGGGUUCACCUACAUGGUGGCUUGCAUGACGGCCAAGCCCGUCUUCACCGCCGGAAACCGGGAGGACAUCGCGGGCCCGCCCUUCAACGACCGCUGCGUGGCGGUGGGCGGCCUGUGCGGCGCGGCCUGCGGCUCGGGGCAGACGCUGGACGAGGACGCCACGAAGUACUGCCCGCAGCCCAGCGGCGGGCCGGACGGUCGCCGCCUGGACGGCUCGCUCGAUUACUCGCCGUACGCCUCCACGGUCAUUCCGAUGGAGCACCUCGUGAGCCGCAUCGAGCCCCGGAGGUCGGCGACGACCAAGUCGACGGCGGCCAGCUUCUUCUUCCACAGCUUCAUCUUCUUCGUGGCCGUCUCGUACGUGGCCACGAUCCUCAGCAAGUUCCCGGGCAAUUUCAGCGACUUCUACCCGAUGCACACGUGGGACGAGCUCCGGACGCACGGCUACAUCCUCGAGAAGUUCGGGUGCGCCGCCGCUUUCGGCAUCUCCGCGGGCGAGAACAAGAUGAUCGUGCUCAGGAAUUGGCUCGGCAAGAUCUCCGCGAGGCCAGAGUUCGAGGACAGAGCCUUCCCGACCUUCAGGAGGUGGGUGGACGCGUUUGCUGACGAGGGGCACCGCGAGGGCGCCCGCCUGCUGUGGCUGGCCUGGGCCGACUUCCUGGACACGAAUCCGCCGGUGGAGUUCCUGGAGGAGUGGUCCGAGAGCCUGCGGGAGCAGUCGUGGGAGCAGGCGCACUCGCUGUCCCCCUUCGAGCUGGCCUGGGGGGACCGGCGCGUGCUGCCAGUGAUCCACAGCCAGGCGCAGGCGUUUGUGGGGCAGGCGCACCAGGCCGCCGUCGAGGGCGGGGUGGAGCUGCAGCAGGACUCGCUUGCGAGGCUGCGGGACCUGGCAGACCUCUACAGGCAGCUGCCGAGCGACAUGAGGAUGGAGCAGUCCCUGAGCAAGAAGGACGACUGUGUCCUGACCCGGGAGGUCAACCUGUCCUUGAAGUCGGAGUCGGCCAAGAAGAGGGGCCAGAGUUGCUACACGAUCAAGUACGGCCAGGCAUGGAUGAAGGAGAUGGACACGAAGUUUCAGGAGCGGAAGACCGCGACGAGUGCAUCGUCCAUAGACAGCUACAAGAAGCACCUGGCUAUCAUGGACGCCAAGGGCCGCGCGGUCAAGCUGGUGGAGCUAGUCAAGACCCUACCAGAGGCGCACUUCCCCCUCCAUUUCCGGGAGAUGCCUGCGCACAGGGACCGGAAGGUGAUCAUGAUCUACAUGGCGCGUGCACGGCCUGAGACGGAGCGCAAGGGCAUCGAGAAGACGCGCGGGUUGGACAAGUACCUGUGGGCUUGCCUCAAGCCUAGCGCUGUGCGGCCGUACCCUGGAGACGACGGCGCCCGCAAGCAGUUCAGGCGCCGCAAGGUCGACGGCAAGGAGUCCGAGCCCCUCUUGGGCGGCGGGGCGGCCCAGCCGCCGAAGGGCAUCCACGACGAGGUUCGCAGGUGCGUCCAGGACGUCCUGGCGCGCCAGCACAAGAAGUUCCUCGAGUCCCUGGAGGAGCCCGCCACCUCGCAGCAGCAGAAGAUGCGCGGGCACAGGGAGCUGGCCGAGGAGUACCUGAAGUACCGCGUGGUGGAUUCGGACUGGGAGCUCGGCCGCUGGUGCUACGGCGAGAUCGUCGGCGAGGACCAGGACGUCCAUGGCGACGACGUGCUGGUCCUGGACAACCCCUCCUCCGCGCUGCUGGAACUGGUCACCACCUGCGAGGGCGCGAAGAAGGCCGGCAUGGGGCUGGUGGCCAUGGAGAGCGUCGAGGAGGUGGCUUGCCGCUGCCUCGUGCGCAGCUCAAUGCGCGUGGCCAUGGCAACCAACCCCAGCCUGGAGUUCCUCUUCUCCGCGUACGACGAAGACGAUCGGGCGGCGUACAAUCCGCAGGCGUUCGAGAGGGCGUUUCGCGAGAACCUGCGAGGGCUCCUCAGUGACCAGGUGGCGAAGUUGUUGCCGAAGUGCACAAUCACCCAGUAUCAGCAGGGAGUAGACCUCUCCGUGGAGAUCAACGGGGACGGCAAGAUCAUCGAGGAGAUCCGCGCCCGUUUGGACUCGAGCCUGUCCGUGAUGAACUUCGAUGGCCGCCUGAUGGACAGCCACCCCACAGUCCUCGUCAAGAGGAACCUGCUCAUGCCGUACAUCGGCGUGCGCGGGAAGGGCGGCGGUCUCAAUUUCGCGGUCGAUCUCCUGCAAUUCCGUGACGGCUUCAUCGGCACAGGGAUUGAGCAGGAUCCUAUCCCAGGGCGCAUGCUCUUCGGCAUCUUCGACGCUCGUCACCAGCCGCACGCGGACUUCUGGCGCAUGGUACUGCCCAAGUUUGUGCAGAACACCAGCGUUGGCUUUACCUACGAGGUCAACACAGAAAUCGCGAUGGUGCAGGCUCCCCAGCACUUCGCCCACCUGAAGGCGGAGGACGACGUCCUAGAUGUUCUCAACGGUGCCGCGUUCAACAUCAUGAACGUCAUCCGGAACAGGUGCGGCGGGGUGACGUCAUGCGGGACCAACGCCGUGUGGCAGAUCGACGCGGUCGACUUCAGUAGGCAGACUGACGAGUCCGUGAACUUCGAGUAUUUCGAGUCGCGCACCAAGAUCGAGGACACGGCCACCUCUCACCAGCACUUCUGCAAGGGCAAGCGCAGCGUGUACGUGCAGGAGACGGUCUGCACCGGCAUCGCCAAGGUGAACGCGGACUACCUCGGCGCCGUGCAGCGUUGGGCCGAGGGCGCGGUUCAGCUCUUCUGGGUGCAGUUGUUCUUGGACCGCACUCCGCAGUUGGUCAUCUUCGGCUGGUGCGUCCUGGCGUACUUCGGCAUCGUCUACCACUUCGUUUACGGUUCCUGGGCCAAGGAGCUGAUCGGGUUUAACAUGUUUUGUGACAUGCCAGGCACGCCCACGAUCAUCUUGGGCGCGGACGCGGACAUUUGCAGGAGUUUGUACCGCGGUUUCGAGUUUUUCCUCGGCCAGAACAUCGACAGGGUGGUCUACAAGCUGGCGGAGGAGCAGUACAUGACGCUGAUCGACGUCACCCUGACGUGGUUCCUGAUCUGCUGCGGGAUGGCUCUCGCAACGGUGCUCCUGGUUUUCCGCGGCGCCAUGCCUAGCAUCGUUCGCUUGUUCAUCAUGACGGAGAACAUCACUUAUUUCUGGACUUCCCUCGCGAUCUUCUUCUGGAUCUCGCUCACGGUCUUCAUGGUGAUCAGCACGACGCCGCCGUUGAUGUUCAACGUCAGCCACUUUGCCAUCUACAUCCUCUUGAUCAAGAUCUCGGAGAACGGCAUGCUGCAUUACUACAAGUCACUCGGCGACAGCAGUGAGCUCGCCAUCUGGCGUGGGCAGCAGUCGUACAUGAUCUCUGCCCCGCUCUAUGUGAUGUCCAUUGUCCAGGGUACCUUGGCAGCGUGUGGCAUCGCAUGGCGCAACACAGACAAGUCUUUCUGGCUAUCUGCUGACCACGGUGCCGACGUCAUCCGUGUCGCCACCAUGUGGGUGACCCUCAUCUGGGUGUUGUUGAUUUUCUGCAUCAGCUUCACCGUUGUCAUGGCGACACGCUUCGACCUCUUUCACGACAUACAGGACAAAUUCGAGAGGCAGUGUCAGGUGUGUGCCUGCUGGAUGAUGCUGCUGGUGGCGCUGACCGUCUGGGAGCCGCUGAUCAAGUUCUGGGGCUUCGACGACAAGAUCGAGGCGAUGAGCAAGGACAAGGAACCCAGCAUUGGAAAGUAUUGGGCCAGCUUCUGCCUCUAUUGGCGCACCCGGGCGUGGAUCACCCGUUAUGUCACCGAUUUCGGCUUGCCGUUGCUCAUCCUGUCGGGCGCCACUGGCGGCAAAAGCAUCUUCGCCGUGGUCGCCUACGCCACGUCGGGUGAGGCGCAGGCCAACGAUUCAGCAAGCACCCAGCAACUCAACAUCGAGCGACUGUCCCAAUUCCGCAGCUACCUGGUCAGCGUGAAAGAAAGAGAAAGGAAGGACCGCGUCCACCAGAACCAGCCGCACCACGGUUACGACCGCGACGAUGAUGAGGAGUCGUCGCGUUCGCAGGACUCCUCGCCGGACCUGCCUGGCGGUCGCCUCCUGACGCCGCGGCCCCCGGAUGGCAUCGUCUUCAACCAGGACGAGAUCCACUCGUUCCGGGAGACCGGGAGGACUGUGGACUAUUGA